Messenger RNA from Suillus bovinus, 2106 nucleotides. RefSeq lists its product as uncharacterized. Gene Ontology annotation, biological process: regulation of transcription by RNA polymerase II; cell differentiation. The coding region runs from base 235 to 1824 and encodes 529 amino acids. Lineage: Eukaryota; Fungi; Basidiomycota; Agaricomycetes; Boletales; Suillaceae. Gene Ontology annotation, molecular function: RNA polymerase II cis-regulatory region sequence-specific DNA binding. The transcript is spliced from 3 exons. The record is from RefSeq and is a predicted model, not a curated record.
CUACCUUGUCCUUACAAGGGCCUGAACUGCGUCUUAUUCAAUUCAACAACUUGACAUAAGGGCAAUCGAUCUCCGGUUUUUACAACUGCACCAAAAGCCGCUCAAAUAAACAAGUAAAAGGGAUAACCUCCCUUGCUACGAUCGUCUGCUUUUUGCUUCCUACCUCUGCCGCUGGACUUCGAAACUGGGUGCAAAACCUGUACUCCAGAGCACAUUUUGUGCAUUCGUCUUUGGAUGCCUAUGGCACGUGCAAGCUAUGUUGGGCAGGAUGAGCUGCCAAGGCAUCCUUUACAAUGCGAAAAUCCUCAUGCCGCAUCAGACUGUUCGCCUUCUCCCAUUAGUUCGUCAGCUCAGUCUCCGGUCAAUGUUGGGGGCGUCCGACCCAGCUCCGCGUCGUUAUCAGACAGCAACGAGGCAGAUUCUUGUAAAGCCCCAUCUUCUGGUCCAGAGAGGUCAAAGUCCAUCAGUGGCGUAGGUGCCAAGUGGGAAAGAGAGAAGCGGAAGCGUUCACGGGUCACUCCUGAACAACUUAUCCAUUUGGAGCGCUUCUUUUCGAUGGACAGAAGUCCCACCGCAGCGAGGAGGAAAGAAAUCAGUGAUUUGUUGGGCAUGCAGGAACGACAGACACAAAUAUGGUUCCAAAACAGACGCGCAAAGGCCAAAUUGCAAGAUGGCAAGAAGGGUCGAGGGGACGGCGCUGAAACCCCACCAGAUACUCCCCCAGAAUUGGCAACCGGAUAUGAAGCAGAGUUACAUAGCCUCAUACAUGAAGACGAACCGGUGACCAUUAUUCCGUGCAGUGAUUUGUCUAUAGGGACGUGGCGUCGUAUUGCAACUGCUAUAGGGAAGCACGAUCUUGUCGCUUACCUGUGUGACGGCAAGCGGUGCUUGACGUGGUUCAUCCACUCGGCGGGCUAUGGCUUCAAGAUGGAAAUUCCUUUCGACAUUAUUGUUCAUACGGAAUUUACAAACGCGGCGCCAGGGUCAGGACUGGCUUCAUUUAUCCUUUCACAACCGCCAACUUUUUACCUUGAGUCCUUCUCGAGUCCUGGUCCUACUCGGCAGUGGAAAAAAUGUGCGGAUUGGACGGAAGGACAACAAGCCACUAAGAUCCUGCGUCAUGACUUGAUAGGUUCAGCUGUACAGCUUGCCCACCUUCUGCGUCAUCUGAAUGCCUAUGCUUCUGGGUCGGAUAUUCGUCUUCAUUCACCAUCCUAUUAUUCUCAGGAGCCACCGCCACCUCUAAUGGAGGUCCCCCAACCUCCCAUGGCAAUUUUAACAGGGCCCGCAUACCCCUACGGUGGAGAUGUCAACGAGUCUAGAAGGACAGAAGGUCCUGUCCACAUAAGGAGAAGAUCUUUUUCAGGUGGUACCAUGCAUUUGAGUCAUCUGCAUCGCCCUAGUCAUCAACCUCUCGCUGUGGAUUUGCCUGUCAAUCCGACCCCAGGUCCACACUCAGCCCCAUACGCUUCAUCAUCCUUCUCACCGUAUUCCAGCCGUAGUCAUCCGUCCAUCCACUUAUCGUCUCAUUCACCGAUGUUCUCAGAAUACCCGAACUCCGUGUCAUCGCAUAGUGCAUCGCAACAAUCUCAAUCCCCAGUCGAUUACGGUCCAACGGAUACCCAUAGUGUUCCCCCGCGUUCCUAUUCAUCCGCACAAGUGCAUCAUAUGUAUGAUGGCACACACACUAUGUCGAUGACUUCUCCAUAUUCUAGCAAUGGACCAACCCCUAGUUCUUCCCAAACGCCAUUCGUUUCUCCUUCACCGCCGUUGUUGACAACUCCAUUUUAUCCUCCUGCAAAUGACUACAGCACACGGGGCUGAGCCUCAUUAACUCGCAAUACCUGGUUUACUAUAUGAACCCCUUGAUCAAAAACUGUAACACCCUGGACCUUUGCGCUACUUUGCAUGGGUUGCCCAAUAAUCUUCGCCUUUAUUUGCGGUACAAACUUUAUUCACGUUCGCUUCGCAAGUUCAUUUCUAACAUUUUAAUACCCUACACCGCUUCACUUCCACGUCUUUGGUAGUGGGUCCGUCAUUCCACGCUCCAUGGGAAGUUUAUCUUCCCUCACUGAACGCUGGUAUAUGUCAUUUUAAUACCUUACU